Messenger RNA from Galeopterus variegatus (Sunda flying lemur), 967 nucleotides. Its product is annotated as ankyrin repeat and BTB/POZ domain-containing protein BTBD11-like. Gene Ontology annotation, molecular function: protein heterodimerization activity. NCBI's taxonomy places the organism in Eukaryota, Metazoa, Chordata, Mammalia, Dermoptera, Cynocephalidae. The record is from RefSeq and is a predicted model, not a curated record.
AUGGUCAGGAGAGGUAAGAAGCCGGUGGCACGAAAGCUGGAGGAUCUGACGCUGGACUUGGGUUAUGGUGGCGCGGCGGACUCGGUGCGCUCCUCCAAAUUGUCUCUGUGCUGUUCCGACUCGCACCCAGCGUCCCCGUAUGGGGGGAGCUGCUGGCCGCCUCUAGCUGACUCCAUGCACAGCCGGCACAACAGCUUUGACACCGUCAGCACUGCCCUGGUGGAAGUCUCGGAGGGGCUGGACUGCGCCGGCCAGCACUGCUCGCGGCUGCUGCCGGACCUCGACGAGGACCCCUGGACCCUCCAGGAGCUGGAGCUGCUGCUGUUGCGCUCGCGGGAUCCCCGGGCAGGCCAGGACGCGCUGGCCAAGCUCUCGACGCUGGUGAGCCGGGCGCUGGUGCGCAUCGCCAAAGAGGCGCAGCGCCUGAGCCUGUGCUUCGCCACGUGCACCAAGUACGACAUCCAGAGCGCCACGGAGAUCGUGCUGUCCUGGGGCCUGGCGGCACACUGCAAGGCGGCGGCGCUGGCCGCGCUGGCCCUCUAUAUCAUGAGCAGCGCCGGCGGCGACCCUGUGGGCCGCGGCAAGUCCGCGCGAUGCGGCCUCAUCUUUUCCGUGGGCCGAGUGUGCCGCUGGAUGGUGGACAGCCGCGUGGCGCUGCGCAUCCACGAGCACGCCGCCAUCUACCUGACGGCCUGCACGGAGAGCCUCUUCCGGGACAUCUACGCGCGGGUCGUGGCCUCCCGGCUGCCCUGGAGCUGCAGCGGCCCCGGCUCGGGCUCCAGCUCCAGCUUCGGCUCUUGCCCCAGCGCGGGCCCAGCGGCGGAUAAGGAGCGGGAUACGCGCGGAGUGGGAGCAGCGACGCCCAAGUUCACCGUGGAGACCCUGGAGCACACGGUCAACAACGACUCCGAGAUCUGGGGGCUCCUGCAGCCCUACCAGCGCCUCAUCUGCGGGAAAAACGCCAGCG